Messenger RNA from Myodes glareolus (Bank vole), 1016 nucleotides. RefSeq names its product SCAN domain containing 1 (gene Scand1). The record is from RefSeq and is a predicted model, not a curated record. NCBI's taxonomy places the organism in Eukaryota, Metazoa, Chordata, Mammalia, Rodentia, Cricetidae.
UCACGUGACUGCCAGGGGGCGGGGCUUCCGGGAUCGUGCGCCUAGGUCCGCUCCUAGGGAAGCCCGCGGAGUCGCCCAUUUCCGGCCGCUACGGAGCUUUGCAGGUGGAGACGCAGAGCCAGCCUGUAGCUACGGGACAAAGAGGGUGACGCCGAGAGCCGUAGUCAUGGCGGCGCCGGAGCCCGGCCUGGCCGCCCCGAGCCCCGUGGCGCCGCCGGAACAGCAGGAAGGAGCCGGCGACUGUGCGGACCCCGCGCCCGACUCUGUGAGCUCCGCGGCCCCGGAACUCCCCGGCAGGCCCGCAGCUUCGGACGCGGCUCUGCAGGCUGAAGUCACCCCGCGGUCCGGCGUGUCUCGGCCGGGCCCCGAGACGUUUCGCCAGCGUUUCCGGCAGUUCCGCUACCAGGACGCGGCGGGUCCCCGGGAGGCCUUCCGUCAGCUGCGGGAGCUGUCCCGCCAGUGGCUGCGGCCCGACAUCCGCACCAAAGAGCAGAUCGUGGAGAUGCUGGUGCAGGAGCAGCUGCAGGCCAUCCUGCCCGAGGCGGCCCGGGCCCGGCGGCUGCGGCGCCGCGCAGACGUGCGCAUCACUGGCUGAGCAGCGGAGCCGGGGGCUCCUUGGACCCUACCCCGAGUUAAUGAAAGUUGAAUUUUGACAGCUUCUGUGAUCUGGUGUGUCGUUCGUCCUCUAUUGGGCUCAUUUCCCGAGCGUGUUCCCCACCUUUCCAGUUGAUAAGAGGAUUCCGGGAGCCUGUUAGAGUAGCUUUACAUACUAUUCCUGGACCCCUGGGUGGGGGGCGGGGGAUGCGCAGGACUUUGCCCUUAGGCAGGAAAUUCAUCUCACCCUGUUGAUUAGCUCUAGGCCAUCCCUCUACCACGUUCGCAGUUUUUCUGAACCUGAGUUGUCUUGCAGAAUGCUAAUGAUGGUUGUCGUCACCUAGUGUUCAAUACCACCCUCUCCCUUGCACUAGCUAGUAUCGAGCUUGAGCAAUAAAAUGGGUGGUCCUAUUAAAAGCUCA